AGCACAGAUGCCCUUCACUGACACGAGGAUGAUCUUCUGCUGUCUCGACGCAUGAGAGUCCAGCUCUGCUUCUCCUGCCGCUGGACAUCCAGACUGAAGUUCUGCUCAACCGCUGGAGAUUAUGUUCAGAGGACUUUUAAAGGAGGAGCCCCUUCAUGAACUCUCAGACUGUGGUGUGGAGCAGAAGCUGUUCUAGCGUGCUGAAGAUUGUGCUCUUUUAAAAUUGACGGGACUCUGAGAGAGAGAGAGAGAGAGAGAGAGAUCAUGGCUGGAUGUUGCAUGUCUGCCGAGGAGAAGGAACGGCAGAGGAUAAAUCAGGAGAUAGAGAAACAACUGAGAAAAGACAAGAAAGACUCGCGUAGGGAACUCAAACUACUGCUGCUGGGCACAGGUGAGAGUGGCAAGAGUACGUUCAUUAAACAGAUGAGGAUCAUUCAUGGCUCGGGUUAUACUGAUGAAGAUAAGAAGGGCUUCAUUAAGCUCGUCCACCAGAACGUGAUCAGCGCCAUGCAGUCCAUGGUCAGAGCUAUGGACAUGCUGAAGAUCGCAUAUGCUAACGCAGAAAACCAGGCUAAUGGUACACUGGUGAAUGAUAUUGAGGUGGAUAAGAUCAUGAGUUUGGACGAGGCCCAAUUCAGCGCCAUCCGGAGUCUAUGGAACGACACUGGGAUUCAGGAAUGCUACGACCGCCGGCGAGAGUACCAGCUAACUGACUCUGCCAAAUACUACCUGAGUGAUCUGGAUCGGAUUUCAGACGCUGCGUACGUCCCCACAGAGCAGGACAUUCUGAGAGUCAGGGUUCCCACCACAGGUAUCAUCGAGUAUCCCUUCGACCUGGAGAACGUCAUCUUCAGGAUGGUGGACGUCGGGGGUCAGCGAUCCGAGCGCAGGAAGUGGAUCCACUGCUUUGAGAACGUCACCUCCAUCAUCUUCCUGGUGGCUCUGAGCGAGUACGACCAGGUCCUGGCUGAAUGUGACAAUGAGAACCGGAUGGAGGAGAGUAAAGCUUUGUUUAAAACCAUCAUCACAUAUCCUUGGUUCCAGCAGUCGUCUGUGAUUCUCUUUCUUAAUAAGACAGACAUCCUGAAGGAGAAGAUUGUGCACUCUCACCUGGCCACCUACUUCCCAGAAUUCACAGGCCCCCAAAAUGAUCCAAAGUCAGCCCAGGAGUUUAUUCUUAAGAUGUACCAGGAUGAAAACGAAGACAAAGACAAAACCAUCUACUCUCACUUCACUUGUGCCACAGACACGGAGAACAUCCGCUUGAUCUUCGCAGCUGUGAAAGACACCAUCCUCAGACACAACCUUAAAGAGUUCAACCUGGUUUAAAGUCAACAACUAGUCCUCAUCCUGGAGGACAAUCCUGGUCCUGCUCUCUUCUGUUGAUCUGUUGAGUAGAUUUAUCUCUCACAUUAGCUUAACAUUGUUCUAUUGUUGACUAAGGACUUAUAUAAGGAAGUAUCUAGGAGAAUGCCCUAAUGGAUUAGAUGUCAAGCCUUGAUCUACCAUUACAAGGACGAACCUUCUUUUCAGUUGCGUUUAGGUCCUCUGAUAGAUGGGUAGGUUUCAUUGACAACAGAUUUUGCCAUUUUGCUCUUAAUGUGAGUCGAGUUUACAAGGGAUGCUACUUAGGAGGGGUUAAGGCACAUGUAAAAAAUGUUUUCCUGAUGUAAUAGAUCAAACUCUUGAAGACUCCUUGAAGCAUUUAAAGGCAAAAAAGAUGGAGAAGUUUACAUUUUAAUUUAAAAACAUGGAUUUUUUUUUUUUUAAAGAUGCUGUGAAGUUGCCUUAUGCAGUUGUAACGCAAGCCUGAAUCAUGAUUAUGCAUUUGUAGAAAUUAAAGUUAUACAUUUAAUUCACAUAUUUUUUAUGUAAUUAUGUUAUUUGAUUAUCUCAAUGUAAAAAAUAAUUUAAUAGCCAUUUUAAACUGGCGUUUUAGUGUCAAAUUGUACAUUGUAAAUGAUAUUUAUCAUUUAAAACAUGCAUAUUCCUUUAAAAAAAAAAAAAAAAGGUUUCUCACAGAAAAUUCAGUCACAGGGCAAAUUCAGAAAGUUUUCACAUUUACGCAGCCGCUGAUUUUUUCAUUACUUUACCUUGGUUUCGUAGCAGGUAUAUGCUGUAGUGAAUACCUGAAGUGCCUUUAAACUGUAAUGUCUGUAUCUGCUUUGAUAAUAUUUAUUAAACAAGGAUAUACAAGGAUAUGUUGUUACUCAUUCAAAUUUAACAAAAUUCUAAAUACGUUUAUUAAAUGUGCAUAAUUAGAAACUACAAGAAAAUGAUGCAAUAAAUGUUCAUG
Carassius gibelio (silver crucian carp) is the source of this 2296-nucleotide messenger RNA. Its product is annotated as guanine nucleotide-binding protein subunit alpha-14-like. Gene Ontology annotation, cellular component: heterotrimeric G-protein complex. The transcript is spliced from 7 exons. NCBI's taxonomy places the organism in Eukaryota, Metazoa, Chordata, Actinopteri, Cypriniformes, Cyprinidae. Gene Ontology annotation, molecular function: G-protein beta/gamma-subunit complex binding; GTPase activity; G protein-coupled receptor binding. The record is from RefSeq and is a predicted model, not a curated record. Gene Ontology annotation, biological process: action potential; phospholipase C-activating dopamine receptor signaling pathway; adenylate cyclase-modulating G protein-coupled receptor signaling pathway. The coding region runs from base 265 to 1329 and encodes 354 amino acids.